AUGCCCAAGCAUUCAUUCAAGCAAACUGCACUUAAACAAAACAUACCAGGCAAUCGCCGCACGGCCUCAGUACGCUCGGUCGGCUAUAGUGAUCUCUUUGUGCUGAGCAAAAAGGAUAUGUGGGACGUCUUAAAGGAGUAUCCGACGGCGCGAGUGCGACUGGAAUCGAUAGCGGUAAAGCGUUUGGAAAAAUACAAGAAGGCGCCACUAGAAAAAGUUGCCAUGGGACGCUGCCAAUCGACACCCGGCUUAGUGGAGAGUUGCGGACGCACAACGUUAGAGGACAUGUGGCUGCCGCCACCGACUGCAUUGUCUUUCGCACUUCAGCAGCAGCAGCAACAAAGUGUAUCUUACAGUCGUGCUCAAAGUCCCCGCUCUACACUCACCUAUACGGAACGCAUCACCCGCGCCACCGAUUCACCCGGUUCGGUUAGCCCCAGUGCGCAUAGUUCGGAUGAUCGACCGCGAAGUCGCGCAACAUCGCAUCACUCGACGCGGCCACAAUCGCAACCGAGUCGAACAGGACAUAUCUGCGACUCCAGUUCGCAUUUGGAGUAUGGCGGCGGUCUGUCUGUUGCCAGCGGUGGCAUCGGUGGCGGCGGCACAACGCCAUUACUCGGUUCACAUGAAGCCUUAGAAGAUGAAAUUAAGCGCCUGCGUGAACGACUACACACCGUCGAAUCGGAGAAUCAAGCGCUUAAUACGAAGCUAUCACAACAACAAUGGGAUUUAGAAAAUCGAUUAGCCGAAAUUGAAAUGCAAAUAUGUGGUGUCUCAUCGACAUCGAGUCUCGAUCCCGAAAACGAAACCGAAGAGAUGGAACGUAAUCGUGAAAGUAUCAUAUAACACGGGAGCGAGCUGCCCCAUCAGUCGAUCGGUAUGAUGUACAUAUCAUGUUUUACAUGACUCGCAUUGUUGUUGUCGUUAAAUGUUAAAAUUAUCGUUAAACACACAUGGAACACAAUCAAUACAACUACAUACGCACUACUAGCACUGCAAAAUUUACACUACCCCAACCAUAUUUUAUGUACAAUGUACAACUGGCACCGGUGGAGUGGAGCCAUCUAGCAACAUUGUACUUACUUACUUGCUUGCACCACAUCAUCAACUUUGUAUGUAUGUAGAUACAUUAGCAACCGUCAGCUGCUCAAUCGAUUUUAAAACAGGAAAACUAUUUUAUUUGUGUGUGUAUGUAUGCCUCGAAACGCAUCGCAUGUCUAUCUCUCAUUCAAUUUUAUAUUCAGAAAAUAGUUUGACCAAAGCUUUAUAUGUAUAUACAUUUAUACACAUGUACACUUGCCCAUAAUUGUACAAAUAUUUGUAUGUGUAUCUAUGUAGGUGUAUGCAUCACAACCACCCACUACUACCAAACCAGUUGGUGUUAUAUUUCUCUCUUUGCAUUGCUGUGGGAAAACAACCAACAACAACAAUCUGGCAACAUUUUCAAUUUCCGCUUGCAACAAUGUUUUCAUUUCGGAUUGCAUUGCAUUGGCCUUUUGUCAUUACCAUCAACAAAGUCAUCAUCAUCAUCUGCGUCCGCAUCACUAUCGCCAUCAAUGUCAAUGUUUAGAAAUCGUCAUGGCUACCAUUCUCGUUACUGUCAUUAUUCGAAAUUUGAAUGAUUUUAACAACUACUAUGUAUACAUGUGUAUGUGUGUGUAUGACUGUCGAAAAUAGCACAAAUAUUUCUAUAAAUAGUUGUGUAAUAUUAGGUUACUUCUGAUUUAAAUAAUAUCAGAGACUGUAAAAAAUAAAUUGUAACCAAAAAGCGGCAACCUAUGUCUAAUAAUAUAUGUUAUCUUAAUAAACCUAGGAAAGUUUUCGA
This is a messenger RNA of Rhagoletis pomonella (apple maggot), 1825 nucleotides long. RefSeq lists its product as uncharacterized. The record is from RefSeq and is a predicted model, not a curated record. The coding region runs from base 1 to 846 and encodes 281 amino acids. Gene Ontology annotation, biological process: monoatomic cation transmembrane transport. Lineage: Eukaryota; Metazoa; Arthropoda; Insecta; Diptera; Tephritidae. The transcript is spliced from 5 exons. Gene Ontology annotation, molecular function: cGMP binding; protein-containing complex binding; intracellularly cGMP-activated cation channel activity. Gene Ontology annotation, cellular component: plasma membrane; intracellular cyclic nucleotide activated cation channel complex.